Molecule: messenger RNA, 1368 nt
Organism: Clonostachys rhizophaga
Lineage: Eukaryota; Fungi; Ascomycota; Sordariomycetes; Hypocreales; Bionectriaceae
Source: the annotation of a GenBank genome assembly
AUGGCUCCUAGCAUUUUGACCUUCCUCUCCCUUUCCACUAUCGCCUGUCUUACACUGGCGAGUGGUGUCGGCGCCCACAACACCAUCUCUCGCGAUGUAAUCAUCCUUGGUGGUGGGAGUUCGGGGACGUAUGCCGCAAUUCGUCUCAGGGAUCAAGGCAAGACUGUCACUGUUGUCGAACGUAAUGACUAUCUCGGCGGUCACGGCGAAACAUACUAUACCGCAGACAACACGCCUCUGAACUUUGGUGUGGAGGGAUUCUUCAACACUAGCGUGACUCGGAACUAUCUCGAGCGACUUCAGGUGCCCUAUGGGCGACGCAACCCUGCUCCCGCGCGCGAGGACUACGUGGACCUCAACACGGGGAAAAGAAUAGAAUACCCUCCAGGCCAGCUUCAAGACAGGGAAGCAUUCGCCAAAUGGGUCGAUGCCAUUUCUCAGUUCGGCUUCUUGGAUGACGGUGCUUACCGAAUCCCAGAGCCUGUGCCAGAGGAUCUCAUUAGUCCUUUCGCCGAAUUCGUGAAGAAGUAUGACCUUGAAGAUUCCGUUUACGCUCUCUUCUCCCACACAUCCGGCGACGUUCUCGACAUGAUUACCCUUUACGUCAUCCAGUACAUCGGUCUACCCCAUGCCGCUGCCUUGAAUGAGGGCUAUGUCCGGCCUAUAGAGGGAAUUGCCGCUCUGUAUACGGCUGCUGGUAAGGAGCUCGGCAGCGACGUCCUCUUGGAAACGACACCCGAGUCUGUACAGCGCUCUGAGGAUGGCGUAGAAGUCAUCGUGCGCAGUGCCGAUGGAACCAAGACUCUCCUUCAAGGAAAGCAACUGCUGGUCACCAUUCCGCCCUUGCUGGACAACCUCCACGGCUUUCCGCUCAGUGAGCAAGAAUCCUACCUUUUCUCAAAGUGGCAAUAUCACCAGUACUGGGCUACACUUGUCAACAACACCGGUCUCCCUGACGAUGUGAAUAUCAUAAAUGUCGACGCAGACCGCCCAUAUGGCGUGCCCGAGGAACCAUUUAUUUGGCGCGUGGAUAACCAUUGGGCCCCUGGCUAUCACAACGUCAAGCUGGUCGGCGGAUCUAACUUUGGAAAGGACGAAGCCAAGGCGUACAUGGAUGAGAAGCUUCAACUGCUCCGUAAUGAAGGAACAUACUCCACCCAUGAGUAUGAUGUUGUCAAGUUUGCGAGCCACACUCCGGUUACCAUGUUCGUUUCAGCGGAGGAAAUUCGUGGAGGGUUCUAUCGACAGCUCUAUGAGCUCCAGGGGUUGAACAGCACAUUCUGGACGGGCGCUACUUGGGCUUCGGACUACUCGACCUUGCUUUGGGGGUAUACCAAUCAGGUUCUCGAUCAGAUGGAUUCUAACUAG